This is a messenger RNA of Hibiscus syriacus, 1018 nucleotides long. Its product is annotated as E3 ubiquitin-protein ligase BIG BROTHER-like. The coding region runs from base 220 to 978 and encodes 252 amino acids. The record is from RefSeq and is a predicted model, not a curated record. Gene Ontology annotation, molecular function: ubiquitin conjugating enzyme binding; ubiquitin-protein transferase activity. The transcript has 8 exons. Lineage: Eukaryota; Viridiplantae; Streptophyta; Magnoliopsida; Malvales; Malvaceae. Gene Ontology annotation, biological process: protein ubiquitination; negative regulation of organ growth.
UUUUAGCUCUCUCGCAAGAAGAUCCUGCAUUUCCUCCGAUGGAGAUCUGAUAAGCGUGGAAUGAGGUAAUUCGUUUUUAGUUUUCUCUCUUUCAUUUUCCUGUUUGGUUGCUCGGAAAAGUUCAGUUUCUGAAUCAAGGCAAUAGGAAAAGUAAGUUUCUUCUCUUUACAAGAUUUACUAAGCUCUUACUAAGCUUGACUAUUUGUUCGAUUUUUGGAAAUGAGUUGGGAUCCACAUAUGGAGGUUCAAUACAUCAACAAUAAUUACCCUUAUAAUAGUGCUGGCAGCUUUAUGGAAUAUUUUGAAGGUCUUACUUAUCAACAUGUCAAUUUUAUUUUUGACGGUGCUACCCAUGUCCAGGAGAGUGUGUACCCAUCUAUGACUUCAAGAUUCUACAAGUUUGGCCUAUCUGAUUCUGGCAGUAUUUUGUAUUAUGAUCAAGAUAAUGAUCAUAGUUACGAGGUGAAUAACCAUGAGCUAUGCAUUGAUGAAUAUAGAAGGGCAUCAGAGAAUUCCUCGUCAAUGAGUAAUCAACACACUGCUGCAAUGAAUGUGGAAUGGGAAAGAAACUCAAAUGCCAACUCGCUAGAGAACUCAGUAGAUUGUCCAGGGAGACAACAUAAUGCUCAUGAUUACCAGGCCAUAUGGCAAGAUUGUGUUGAUCCCGACACCAUGUCAUAUGAGGAAUUACUUGAAUUAGGCGAGAGUGUUGGAACACAAAGUCGUGGUCUCUCCCAAGAACUUAUUUCUUUGCUACCUGUUUCAAAAUACAAGCGCAGUUUGUUCUCAAGGAAGAAAUCAAGGAAUGAGAGAUGUGUAAUUUGCCAGAUGGAAUAUAAAAGAGGUGAGCGACGGAUUACUCUACCUUGCAAACAUGUCUACCAUGCUGGAUGUGGCACCAAAUGGCUUAGCAUCAAUAAGGCUUGCCCUAUAUGUUAUACAGAGGUGUUUGGCGACGGAUCAAACAUUAAGGGAUAAUCACGAUGAACAUAAAGAAAAUAUAUGGUAUGCUUUUUAU